AUGUUUAGAAACAAUUACGACGGGGAUACGGUUACUUUUUCACCAACAGGUAGGUUAUUCCAAGUGGAAUACGCCUUGGAAGCUAUCAAACAGGGUUCUGCCACGGUAGGGUUAAGAUCAACGAAGUACGCUGUAGUAGUGGCAUUGAAGCGUAACGCUGAUGAACUUUCAUCAUACCAGAAGAAAAUUAUCAAAUGUGACGAUCAUUUGGGUGUAUCGCUUGCUGGGUUAGCACCAGAUGCAAGAGUGUUGUCGAAUUAUUUGAGACAACAGUGCAAUUACUCUUCUUUGGUAUAUAACAGGAAAUUGGCACUAGAAAGAGCCGGUUACUUGCUGAGUGAUAAGGCACAGAAGAACACACAGUCGUAUGGUGGUAGACCGUACGGUGUGGGUCUUUUGUUGAUUGGAUACGACAACACUGGGGCACAUCUAUUAGAAUUCCAACCAUCUGGGAACACGCUCGAAUUGUACGGGACAGCUAUCGGUGCUAGGUCCCAAGGUGCUAAGACAUAUCUGGAACGUGUGCUCGAUGAUUUCCGCGAGAUUGAAGAUGCAGAUGAGUUGAUCAAGCACGGAGUAGAGGCUCUAAGACACUCUUUGAAAGACGAAACUUUGAGUACCAAGAACUUAUCCAUUGCCAUUGUAGGACACGAUAAACCGUUCACAAUCUAUGAUGGAGAAGACGUGCAGCCAUACCUAUGA
Kluyveromyces lactis is the source of this 702-nucleotide messenger RNA. RefSeq names its product proteasome core particle subunit alpha 6 (gene PRE5). The coding region runs from base 1 to 702 and encodes 233 amino acids. Gene Ontology annotation, cellular component: proteasome core complex; nucleus; proteasome core complex, alpha-subunit complex. The record is from RefSeq and is a predicted model, not a curated record. Gene Ontology annotation, biological process: ubiquitin-dependent protein catabolic process. NCBI's taxonomy places the organism in Eukaryota, Fungi, Ascomycota, Saccharomycetes, Saccharomycetales, Saccharomycetaceae. The transcript has a single exon.